Molecule: messenger RNA, 977 nt
Organism: Camelina sativa (false flax)
Lineage: Eukaryota; Viridiplantae; Streptophyta; Magnoliopsida; Brassicales; Brassicaceae
Source: RefSeq, a predicted model, not a curated record
GUCUCACCAUCAUCAUCCACUGAUUCACAAUCUCAAAAUUCACUACGAAGUAGAAGAAGAAGAAGAUGCGAUCUUCGUUUAUAGUCUCGAAUCCUCCGUUUCUUCCUUCUCUAAUCCCUCGUUACAGUUCCAGAAGCUCCUUCAGACGCAGCAGAGAACGACGCUUCUCCUCCUUCGCUGAUUCUCUUCGUGUUUCUCUUCAUGGAAUCGGAAGAAACAUCGAGGUCGUCGCUCAAGGAGUUCAAUUCGAUGGUCCGAUUAUGAGUAGAGAUGAUGCUUUAGAGGUGAAUUUGGAUGAUGAUUUAAUGGUUCAAGUGUGUGUGACUCGUACCUUGUCUCCAGCUUUGACUCUUGAGCUUGGACUCGAGAGUCUCAAAGAAGCUGUGGACGAAUUGAAGACUAAUCCUCCUAAGUCAUCUUGUGGCGUCUUGCGAUUUCAAGUGGCUGUGCCUCCAAGGGCAAAAGCUUUGUUCUGGUUUUGCUCUCAACCAACAUCUUCCAGUGUGUUUCCUGUUUUUUUCCUCUCCAAGGAAACCGUGGAGCCUUCUUAUAAAUCACUCUAUGUUAAAGAACCUCAUGGGGUUUUUGGGAUUGGGAAUGCAUUCUCUUUCGUUCAUCCAUCGUCAAUCGACUCCAAGGGACAUAGGAAAACAUUCCUCUCAGAUGAAUCAGCUAUGGUGACGGCCUAUGGAUUUCUAGAUAUUGAUUUCAACGAGCACUCUACUGUAAAUAGCAAGGAUGGCUCUUCUUACUUUUUCGUUCCUCAGAUUGAGUUAGAUGAGCGUGAGGAGAUCUCUAUAUUAGCAGUUACACUGGCAUGGAAUGAUUCUCUCUCUUACAGUUUCGAGCAAACGAUUUGUUCAUAUGAGAAAUCCUUUUUUCAGGUUUCUUGUCAUCUCUGCCCAAAUUUAGAGGAGCAUUGGUUCAAACAUUUAAAAAGUUCUAUUGCAAAGUUUAGUGCAAAAGAGAUACAUCCA